Eurypyga helias (sunbittern) is the source of this 3202-nucleotide messenger RNA. RefSeq names its product zinc finger SWIM domain-containing protein 5-like. NCBI's taxonomy places the organism in Eukaryota, Metazoa, Chordata, Aves, Eurypygiformes, Eurypygidae. Gene Ontology annotation, molecular function: zinc ion binding. The record is from RefSeq and is a predicted model, not a curated record. Gene Ontology annotation, cellular component: Cul2-RING ubiquitin ligase complex.
GGUUCCACCUCAGCGGGACGGUAACGGAGCCAGCGACUGCGACAGAACCAGAGAUGACCUACAAGGUGGCCAUCAGCUUCGACCGCUGCAAAAUCACCUCAGUGACAUGCGGCUGCGGGAACAAGGACAUUUUUUACUGUGCCCACGUCGUGGCGCUUUCACUGUACAGGAUCCGCAAGCCGGACCAGGUCAAACUCCGUCUUCCCAUCUCAGAGACCCUUUUCCAGAUGAACAGGGACCAGCUCCAGAAGUUUGUUCAGUAUUUGAUCACGGCACACCACACCGAGGUGCUGCCCACUGCCCAGAAGUUGGCUGAUGAGAUCCUGUCAUCCAACUCAGAGAUCAACCAAGUGCAUGGUGCUCCUGACCCCACUGCUGGGGCAAGCAUUGAUGAUGAGAACUGCUGGCACUUGGACGAGGAGCAGGUCCGAGAGCAGGUGAAGCUGUUCCUAUCUCAGGGAGGGUACUACGGCUCGGGGAAGCAGCUCAACUCCAUGUUUGCCAAGGUUCGGGAGAUGCUGCGCAUGAGGGACUCCAAUGGGGCCAGGAUGCUGACGCUGAUAACGGAGCAGUUCAUGGCCGAUCCUCGGCUCUCCCUCUGGAGGCAGCAGGGAACGGGCAUAACGGAGAAGUGCCGGCAGCUCUGGGAUGAGCUGGGGGCACUGUGGGUGUGCGUGGUGUUAAACCCGCACUGCAAGCUGGAAGAGAAAUCCUGCUGGCUCCGGCAGCUGCGCAAGUGGGGCGAGAUGGACGUCUGUCCCCUGGAAGAUGGUAAUUAUGGUAACGAGCUUCCCAACAUCACCAACGCGCUUACGCAGAGCUCCGGUCACAGCCAAGACUCGCUGGCCAGGCCCAGAAGAACCGUGUUCACCCGUGCGAUCGAGGGCUGUGACCUGCACUGGCAGGAUAGCCACCUGCAGCGCAUCAUUAGCAGUGACUUCUACAUGUCUCCCUCCUACCAGCGAGAGGGCGAGAGCCUCCUCUUCAACUCCCAGGGGCAGCCGCUGUGGCUUGAACAUGUCCCGACAGCCUGCGCUCGGGUGGAUGCCCUGCGCUCCCACGGCUAUCCCAGAGAAGCUCUCCGACUAACUGUUGCCAUAAUCAACACUCUGCGACUGCAGCAGCAAAGGCAGCUGGAAAUAUAUAAGCAUCAGAAGAAAGAGCUGCUGCAGCGAGGAGCAACAACCAUCACCAACUUGGAGGGCUGGGUAGGCCACCCUCUAAACCCCAUCGGCUGCCUCUUCCUCACCCUGACUGAAGCUUGUAGAUUAGAAGAGGAAAAUUGCCUUGAAAUUUCAGAUGCCGGAGACUCCAAACCCCCAGUGUAUCAACAUGUGCCCGUCGCGACUGGCAGCCAAGAGAGCGGCGAGUCCUACCUGUCCCUGGCCUUAGAGGUGGCCCUGAUGGGGAUGGGUCAGCAGAGGGUGAUGCCUGAAGGCCUCUACGCCCAGGACAAGGUCUGCCGCAACGAGGAGCAGAUCAUCGCCCGGCUGCAGGACUUGGAGCUGGACCCGGUGCUGGUGCAGACCCUGCGGAAGCAGUGCAUCUUGCUGCUGGAAGGUGGUCCCUUCAGCGGCCUGGGAGAAGUCAUCCACCGUGAGAGUGUCCCCAUGCACACCUUUGCCAAAUACCUGUUUUCUGCCCUGCUGCCCCACGAUGCAGAUCUGGCGUACAAGCUGGCUUUGCGGGCCAUGAGGUUGCCCGUCCUGGAGACCACGGCACCGUCCGGCGACGUGACUCACCCCCACCACCUGGUCUCGGUGGUCCCCAGCAGAUACCCGCGCUGGUUCACCCUGGGGCACCUGGAGUCGCAGCAGUGUGAGCUGGCCUCCACCAUGCUCACGGCAGCCAAAGGGGACAUGCUGCGCCUACGCACGGUGCUGGAAGCCAUCCAGAAGAACAUCCACUCCUCCUCCUUGAUCUUCAAGCUGGCCCAGGACGCGUUCAAGAUUGCCACGCCGGCCGACAGCAACUCGGACGCCGCGCUCAACGUGGCGCUGGAGCUGGGGCUCCAGGUGAUGCGCAUGACCCUGUCCACGCUCAACUGGCGGCGGCGGGAGAUGGUGAGGUGGCUGGUGACGUGUGCUACCGAAUGCGCCAUGAAGGACCCGCAGAACUGCGCCCUGUCCGCCCUGACCCUCUGCGAGAAGGACCACAUCGCCUUCGAGACGGCCUACCAGAUCGUCAUCGACGCCGCCUCCACCGGCAUGACCUACACCCAGCUCUUCACCAUCGCCCGCUACAUGGAGCACCGGGGCUACCCGCUCCGGGCGUUCAAACUGGCCUCGUUGGCCAUGACGCAUCUCAACCUGGCCUACAACCAGGACACGCACCCGGCCAUCAACGACGUGCUCUGGGCCUGCGCCUUGAGCCACUCUCUGGGCAAAAACGAGCUGGCGGCCAUCAUCCCGCUGGUGGUGAAGAGCGUGCACUGCGCCACGGUGCUCUCGGACAUCCUUCGCCGCUGCACCAUGACGGCCCCAGGGCUGGCCGGCAUCCCCGGCCGCAGGAACUCGGGGAAGCUGAUGUCCACCGACAAAGCGCCCCUGCGACAGCUGCUGGACGCGACGAUAAGCGCCUACAUCAACACCACCCACUCCCGGCUCACCCACAUCAGCCCGCGGCACUACGGGGAGUUCAUCGAGUUCCUCAGCAAGGCCAGGGAGACCUUCCUCCUGGCGCAGGACGGGCACAUACAGUUCGCCCAGUUCAUUGACAAUCUCAAACAAAUCUACAAAGGCAAGAAAAAACUGAUGUUGCUGGUGCGGGAACGGUUUGGGUGAGCCCCGGCCCCCGCCACGCUCACGGGCAGGGUCCGGCCGCAGCACGGGGACUCUGGGAGAGAAGGAAGGAAAGCGGAGAUCGCCUUCCCCCCAUCGGCAGAGGCUGCUCUGUUCUGGUCUUCUGUUUCUCUUACUUUUUUUAUUUUAUUUCUUUUUUUUUUUGUUGGGUUUUUUUGUUUUUUUUUUUUUUUUUCUUUCUUGGAUUUAACCAUUUCACACGCUGAGAGGAUCCAGAGAUUCCUUGGGCACAAACCAAAAGGCAACCACGGGGAAAAAAGGAUGGUUCGCUCAGCCCCCUGCCCUCCCUUGCCAAUACCAAAAGCUAACCUGGAAAUCUAAUACCUCUUUCCUGAAGGAAGCGGUCGCUGGAGGGAUACGAAGGUUGCAAAGUGCAAAAAUCUUUAAAAUUAUGUGGGGAA